Gekko japonicus is the source of this 7051-nucleotide messenger RNA. RefSeq names its product transforming, acidic coiled-coil containing protein 1 (gene TACC1). Gene Ontology annotation, biological process: cell population proliferation; cerebral cortex development; mitotic spindle organization. Gene Ontology annotation, cellular component: cytoplasm. NCBI's taxonomy places the organism in Eukaryota, Metazoa, Chordata, Lepidosauria, Squamata, Gekkonidae. Bases 436 to 2961 code for a protein of 841 amino acids. The record is from RefSeq and is a predicted model, not a curated record. The transcript is spliced from 14 exons.
CGGCUGCGGCCACGCUAGAGCCGCCGAGGGCAGCCGCCGCCAGUGUAGGAAUGGGACGACGGCCGUGUGGGGAGGGGUCCCCGCCGCCUUCAACUGCUUCCCCAGCCCAGUAGGGCGACCAGGACCCGAGGGACAGAGGCGGGCUGGUCGCGCUUAACCCGCCACGCAAGGGCAGGGCGCGCUGCACCAAGAGCCCCCCGGAGCUCCGGCGCGCCUCCGCAGGCAGCCUGCCCGGUGGCGGCGGGGCGGGAGGAAGCCGCUGGCUGCUGCGAGGCGGGGCAGGGAAGCGACGAUGGCUCACGGCUAACCACAUCCGCGCCGGAUCGGCCCCGCAAGACUGGCGCUUCUUUCGCCGGCUUCCCUGCCCUGCCCCUCCAUUUUGAAGGCGCUGCGGCGGCAGACCGAGGCGGCGGCGGCCGUCAGAAGCGCGCCCCGAUGGCGUUCAGCUCGUCCUGGCAGCUCCUGUCUCCCGUGCAGUGGGCCAAGUGGACGUGGUCCGCGGUGCGAGGCGGAGGGGGGCCCGAGCAGGAUGCCAUCGCCGGCGGGGACGGGGAGCUUCAGGCGGCGCCGGGGCUGGAGGACGACGACGAGGAAGCGCAGGCGGAGACCAAAUCGCUGAGUCUCAGUUCGGAUUCGGAAGGCAAUUUCGAGACCCCCGAGGUGGAGACCCCGAUACGCUCACCAGGGAAGGAGCUCCCCCCAGACCCGUCCUUGCAAUUGUUCCAGUCUGAGGUCGAGUCCCAAGCAUCUCAUGAAGGUGAUGUGGACUUGGUAGACAAAUUUUCAGAGAAGAGCUUGCUGCAGAAGGACUUGGCUUCAGCAGAGGAUGAUUUGCAGGCAGACACUGCAGUCCCACAAGCUGACAAGCCAUUGGCAUCAGAACCCGAAUUUGAGCUUGGCAGGGCUUCAUCAAUGACUCCCUGUGCGCCAGCAACGGAACCAUCUGCAGAACAGCCUGCAGCCGUGGCAGAGGAAAGGGCUUCUCUGGGAAAGUCUGAUCUAGACCAAACGUUAGCAAGCUCCAUCACCCAAGGGGAACAACAGAGGACACCCUUGGAAGACGCAGAGGUCGAGACUGAAGGGUCCACGGGAGCCAAGCUGAGUGGAGAAGCACUUGCUGUGAACAAAAGCAAGCUCCCAAGAGCAAAGCCUUUUGGCCUGCAGAAGAAAAUGGGAGGAGAGAACGCUGAAAGCGAAACAGCCACAGAGGGGAUCCCUGUACCCAAAGCUGCCUACCGCUUUGACCCAGAGACAUACAACGAAAACAUGAACCCAUUUGUGAUGGGAGGCUCCAGGCUCCAAAACUCUCCUCCUCCUUCUCAGCAAGGCUUUGUGCUUCCAAAGAGCGACACAAAGGAGUCCAAUUUUGGGGCAGUUGGCGAGCUGGAGGGCCGAGCGGUGAGACUAGAGUUUGAUUUUGUGGAAGGAGAAGAGAGCACGGAGGCCAAGAAAGCCCCGCUGAGGAAAACCGGCAGAAAGCCAGCCAGCAGAUUGUCUCCUAAGAGGCAAAGAGGUGGUGCCACCCGACCUGUGGCAGGCACCGAGCAGGUAGCGAAAGCACCUGCUGCUGAUGCACUUGAGGCGCCACUUCCUAAGGCCUCCCACCCGGUGGACAGCAGCCAAUGGGGUGAUCCUAACUUCAACCCCUUUGUGGGCAGCUCAGCUUUGCAGAGCUCCCCAACUUUGCAAAAGGGUUCAUAUCACUUUGAGACGGUGGACCCGUUCAAGCCCUCUGAUGGUGCUGGAACUGACUCCUGCCCCACUGCAGAGAACAGCCUCAAUGAGAUUUUGGAGUCCCAGGUGCUGGAGAUCCAUGGAGGUGAACUGAAGACAGGCUCAGCUUCACCAAAGAAGGCCAAAUCACGGUUGAUAACGACUACUGAACAAGUGAAAUUUCUCUGUUUUCUGUUGAGUGGCUGCAAGGUGAAGAAAUACGAAACACAGUCUCUGGUUCUAGAUGUUUGCACUAAGGAUGACGAAGAUGGAGCGCUCAUAUCCCAUAUUCCAGACCUUCCCAAUCGGGAUGGACGUGCCACCGAUGAAGAAAAACUGGCUUCCACGUCCUCCAUUCAUAAGCCAGCUGAGUCAGAGGUGAAAGGUGAGCCCGAGGAAGACCUGGAGUACUUUGAGUGUUCCAAUGUUCCUGUGUCUGCCAUAAAUCAUACGUUUUCAUCUUCAGAAGGUUUUAAUAAGGAAUCCUCCUGCAACCCGACAGAGAGCAGUGGUCUCAGCAAUAUAUUGGGCAAUUCUGAACUGUGUUCUGUGGAGAAGGCCUCUGGAGUUCCACCAUCGGGCAUGAGGGGGAGUGCUGAAAGCCCCCUGGACGCCAUUUGCCUCAAUGAGUCAGAUAAGAUGGCAGUCCUAACUCUGAUCAGAGAGGAGAUCAUCUCUAAAGAGAUUGAAGCAAAUGAAUGGAAGCGGAAGUAUGAAGAAAGCCGGCAAGAGGUUUUGGAAAUGAGGAAGAUAGUGGCUGAAUACGAGAAGACCAUCGCUCAGAUGAUAGAAGAUGAACAGAGGACAAACAUGGCAUCCCAGAAGAGUCUUCAGCAACUCACGAUGGAGAAGGAACAGGCAUUGUCUGACCUGAAUUCAGUGGAGAGGUCCCUAUCCGACCUGUUCAGGAGAUAUGAGAACCUGAAGGGUGUCCUGGAAGGAUUCAAGAAGAAUGAAGAAGCCUUGAAAAAAUGUGCUCAGGACUACCUGACUCGGGUCAAGCAGGAGGAGCAGCGCUAUCAAGCCUUGAAAAUCCAUGCCGAAGAGAAGUUAGACAAAGCCAAUGAAGAAAUUGCUCAAGUGCGUGCCAAGGCUAAAGGGGAGAGUGCAGCUUUACAUGCUGGGCUCCGAAAAGAACAAAUGAAGGUGGAUUCCCUGGAGAGAGCCCUGCAGCAGAAGAACCAGGAGAUUGAAGAGCUGACCAAGAUCUGUGAUGAGCUGAUUGCCAAGCUAGGAAAGACCGACUGAUCUAUACUCCGUUGUCUAGAGCCCCAUGCUUGGACUGCUUCCUGUCUGUCUGUCUGUCUGCAUCUUCAAGCAAAGCACUUUGUCUUAUUUCCAGAAAUAAUCUCCCCCUGCAGCAGAGAGAAAAAGCACACACCUAGCUUCCAGACUGAGCAAUUGCCAUCUGCAGGAUCCAGAGGCCUGGCCUGUGUUCACUUCCAGCAUUCUGCUGACUUAAAUGUCCCUGGCUAAAUUUCUGCUGUUGACUUUUAGGUGGCAGCCCUGUUUCCUUGUAUAUGUCUGACUGGUAUAAGCAAGGCAUGCAUUAGAGAUGUGUUAUUUGCUACUAUGUGUUGAAAACAGGCACUCAGGGUACGGUAGGGAUCCAGCCCACAGAAAGUGCUGGGUUGCUGCCUCAAGAACAGUUGCAUGGCAAAAGAAGCAUCACUGAUGAUGCCAUUUUGGUUGAGGGGAACAGACCAGUAUCAGGUGCAGCUUAACCUGAGUAUGUGUUGUAUUGUUUGUUGCUGGAAAUGUAGUGUGGCAAAAUGAAGAAUCUGUAUCUGAGAAACAAGGCCAGCUCAAAUGCAAUAGUUUCAGUACACAGGAUGAAACUCAGAUUGGUUUCCAUAGAUGGCUCACGUGUGGGAUCCAAGUUAAAGUUCAUUAGCUCCUGGGAGGAUAAAUCUUUGGGGGGUCAUGUCCAAGCAACCAGGAAAAGAAGUCCCUGACUCCAUGCUAGUUCACGUCGGUGCUGUGGCAUGAGAAAUGAGACCUGCCAAAAAGAGCACAAAUUUCCCAGAAUGCAGCUUGAAUGCAAGGCCUUUCAAGGUAGAGAGCAGACAUUAGAGGUUCAGACUUGUGCAAUGAAAAUUUCUCUCCUUGGUUAAGUCAAGGAUUCCAAGAUGUACCAUCAUCUCUUUGGAAAGGGGCAAAAGACUGGAAACCAGGCUUCUGUUUACCGAUAUCUGCCAUCCUCAAAAGCACCUUUUCUUCAGUGUUCCCACAGAACCUAAAAUACUGUCAAACCUAAAACAUAUUACAAAAAACCCAGCCCCCAAAAUGGGACAAGUAGAUGGAUGUCUAAUUCCUUGGGGAAUUUGUGCUGCUGUUGGAAUUGUAUAAAGUGAAGUUGAGGACUUCUAAGAUGUACUUGUCAGCCCACAGAGGGGCGUCAAUUAGACUCUUGUCUUUCUGAACUUAUCCUAGAGUUUGUUUGUGCCCCUUUAGUUGGUCUGGUGCAGAAUUGUGGAAGCACUUUGAAUACACCUUCAAGGAGAUCUGUUGCUGUCUGUUUUUGUGCCAUGCUUGUAUUGAAGUCUCAUGUGGCUCAACUGUAGUCAGAUUUCUUUCUUUUAACUUGGGAUGCCUCCCUGCCUUGCACAGACAUGGCUUGUCUUGGUUGGGUGGGGUCUGCAUACACUGAGCAUAGCAAAACUGACGUUUCAAAGCCAUGGACUGUGGUACCUGUUGAUGGGUGUUUGCUGAGUCAUCCAUCUUCUGUGAUUCUACUGGUGCCUAAAUUCACACGCAAUCGUCUUUACAAUUUAGGUUCCAGAGAAUUUCAGCCAGGCAUAAUGGAGCAUAGUUUCUGUUCCUCCUUUAUCAUCUCUAGACAUGUUCUGAAGGUUCAGUGUGAGCCAGAGUUCUAUGGUGAUGAGCCAUAGUUUCUAAAUCACCCAUGUGUUAGCAGGUACUGACCAGCUGGGGUUCCUCUGAGUUACCGGAUGACAAACUCUGUUGCUUUUGAGGUUGGAGAGGAGGGCUUUCUGGAUGACAGGUUUGGUUUUAAAGGCAAGCUUGCUUGGAAUCUGUCUCCUUCCUAACGAAACUGGGUACAUCCCUUUUGUGCUUUGAUAUCCACAUUUCUUGCCUUACUGCGUGUUGCUGUGUAGAGCAGCCUAGGCGCUGUCCAAUCUCCUUACCAGGCCGGUCAACAUACCAGUGCAAUUGAACCAGUGAACUGGGAAGAGCAGGGAACGGAAGGGCCUCUUAGAGCCUCUUUUUCUCUUGGAAGUGGCAGUCAACAAGUGGAACUGAGUGUGGCUGGAGACUGCUCCAUCGUUCAGGCCAGGUAGAAUAUUCAGAGAAUCUCUAGAAGUACAAGAGGCUGGGACUACCAGCUAUUUGAUUCCUUUUUGAUGAUCUGAAGGGGGCAGUUUUUCUCUCAAAUUAUGGCCUAGUUGCACAAUAUGUUUGUCCUGGGCAUGUCCCCUGGUUGGGGGGCUCUCUGCUUGUCCCAGGCAUACAAGUCUGUGAUUAGCACAGAGAGAAGGGACUUAGACCUCUCCCCUCAUCAUUGUCCUAACCUGAACCGGAGAACCACUAAUGUAAUGUAUAUUUUGUAUCUGAUGGUUUGGAAAGAGCUCUGCUGCUAAGCUUCUCAUGUGAAAAAUACUCCCAUCACCUAUGAAAUCACAAUCCUUACCAUCUGGAAAUAUGAUGUUGGUCUCUUUUGCAGGUUACAAGUAAAAACCUUGAAUAAACAUUUGUUGUCUGUAAAGGAAGGAGGAAGGCAAGGCCUGUUCUUGAGGCACUUAAUUCUCCUCUACUGCCAAAGCCUCGUGGUUUGAUAGCAUCUCCCAAUUUCCCUCUGGGUUCCAGUGGUUGCACUUUUCUUUGUUGUGUAUGUGUGCGCGCACUGUGCCAAAUGCUCUCUCGUUUUGUGUGCCUCUCAAGCAUGCCACUGUAAAUGUGGGCAAACAAGAUUCCUAAGGAAUGACAUUAUUAACUAUAAUAUGGUUAUUAUAGUUUGUGCAGAUAUUACAAAAUGUGUGUAUAUAUAUAGAUAUAUAGAUAAUGGCUAAAGUUCUAUACCGUGGAUGGUGUGUGUGAUUUAAAUUUGUGGAUCUGUUGCACCUCAUAAGCUCUUGUGUAGCAAGAGAGAAGCUAUGCUAUGCAGACUGACCGUUGGUUUGAUCCCUAUAAUCUCAUCCUUGUAGGAGCAUAGCUUCUGCCCAUCUAUGUUUGCAGGAAGGUUUGAACAAUGGCUGCUGCACCUGAUAACGGAGUUGUUAAGGCAAUACAUAAGGCUCAGUAAGAAUGUAUCUGCACCAGCACUUAACUUGAUCGCAUGCUGCUUUCAUUGCUCAGCUGCCCCUAUGGGAUCAGUGUCAGGGUUCCGAACCUGAGUGGAACUGCAGGGUCUAUGCAGCAGACAGAUAACGCUUCUGUUGUAAUCAUGUUCCCAGCCUCUGCUCACCUGCAGGAGUGGCUUUGGCACUGGACUGUCCCAUGUUACCUUAUCCAUGGUUUUUGAGCAACCUAGUACUUUGCAGCUGUUUCUCCUUCUUUAGUUCUGGUGGCAGCAGAAGCCGCAUGUAGAUUUGGCCAUAUUCUAAUUGCGUGGGUAUAGGAUUAUGAUUCUCUUCCUGAUGGGCAUAUCGAUGGUUAUGUUAAGGUAAACAGGUCACUUGCCUGUGCCCUGAAUUCAAAAUCCAGAAGAAGAAAAAGAUUCUGACGUAACAUGCUGGAAACUGCUCUUGCAUCUUGGCUGUAGGUACUCUAGAGGGACAUGCUGUAUUUUGGAAAUGGUAUGGAGCUGAAGACAUCCAAUGCAUUUGGCCUAACUAGACCCAGGCCAGGGUCCAGCAGACCUAGGUGUGUCAGUCCGUCAUAAACAUAAUGACAUGCCUUGGCCAGAAUAAAAACUCCUGACCUGGUUUAUUUUCUGACAUCUCCACAACAUCCAAUGAAGUAAAUCAGCAGGCUGGGAAUUGCAACCCUGCUGUUCUCUGGUUCCAAGCAUGUCUUUCUCUGCAGUGAAAUCUAAGCAGCUUUUUGCACAAAGGGUCUUGUCUGUAAAAAGCCACUGUUCUUGCUUUCUGCCAAUGUACUUUGUCUGUAACAGAGCCCCCCCAAGAACUCUUAACCUCACUGUUUAUCUGCUUUGCCUGCACCGUCAAGCAAAGGUUCUCUAACAUCCAGGAGAAGCAGCUCCUGCAGUUUGGGUCAGUUUGUACAGUUCGGUGUAAGUAACUUGCCGCAUUCACACAUUUGAUAUGUAUGAUGAUUUCCCUUUUCUAUGUCAAGUAAAUAUUUGUAAGAGUUAUACUCACACAAAUGGGAUUAUUAUAAUGAUUACUAAUAUAUUUUUUCCAUGUUCCAUUGCCUG